Messenger RNA from Haliotis rubra (blacklip abalone), 1992 nucleotides. RefSeq names its product Golgi apparatus membrane protein TVP23 homolog B-like. The transcript is spliced from 7 exons. The coding region runs from base 43 to 675 and encodes 210 amino acids. Gene Ontology annotation, cellular component: Golgi membrane. The record is from RefSeq and is a predicted model, not a curated record. Lineage: Eukaryota; Metazoa; Mollusca; Gastropoda; Lepetellida; Haliotidae. Gene Ontology annotation, biological process: vesicle-mediated transport; protein secretion.
CUUGCAGGUGCUCACUUCCGGUGUGACGUUCACAGGUUUACGAUGACAGAUUCUAGCUCUGUUAUUAUGGAGGAAACAGAUGUUCCACUGAAUUUCGGUGAAGAGGAUGAACUUGAUCGACGAAAAAAGUUGAAGCACCCAGUGGCAGUGUUUUUCCACAUGAUAUUCCGUGGCAGUGCCAUCGUUGCAUACCUGCUUUGUGGACUGUUCAGUAGCAGUUUCAUAACAAACUUUGUGGUCAUUGUCAUUCUCCUCUCAAUGGACUUCUGGACAGUGAAAAACAUUACAGGCAGACUCCUAGUUGGGCUAAGAUGGUGGAAUUAUGUUGACGAUGAGGGGAAAAGUCACUGGAUAUAUGAAUCUCGGAAGGACAAAGGUGGAAGCAAGGUGUCUGCAGUGGAGUCCAGACUCUUCUGGUUGUCUCUAGUUAUCAGCGAAGUCAUCUGGAUGAUCCUUUUCUUUGGCACAAUAUUCACAUUUAAUCUCAAAUGGAUCAUGGUUGUGAUAGUGGGGAUCAUCAUGAAUGGUGCAAACCUUUAUGGAUACAUUAGAUGUAAACUUGGAGCCAAGAAGAAGCUUUCAUCUGUGGCAUCCAACUUCCUUGGUGCUCAACUGUUUAGAUCUAUGUUAUCCUCAGCCACAAAGCCUGCAGAGACAUCAGCAGAACAAAAAUGAAGCUUUGAAUAAGAGACUAUAGUGGAAAUCUGAGUUUUAUCAUGGUCAGUCAUGAUACGCUGGCAAUGGGCAACAAGUGUUUGAUAAAUCAUGUAGUGGACAUACUCUGAAAUCCAAAUUGGUAAUGACGUCUGAAGAAAUCUUGAUCAAACUCAAUUUGAUUAUGCUAUAAAUAUCUAUUCAUGUUUGCUGACAUUCAAAACGAACUCAAAAGAAAUCAAAGAGCAGCCCGAUAUUUCCGAUUAUUAUAGUUAAUCUGUCAUGGCAGGACAUGGCUAUAGUCACAUGACAAAGGUUCUUUGACUUCUUCAGAGAAGUACAUAUACUGCAGUAUUUUUUGUUGGGAUAUUUGUUAUAUUUAUGAGUUGGUAAAUUGUUAAUAUAUAUCCAGGAUGGUUGGUGUAAUGCCACACUCAGCAAUGUUCCAGCUAUAUGGCGGCAGUCGGUAAACAAUUGAGUCUGGACCAGGAACAUGGCUGUACGUAAGAGACUAGUGAUCAUGACAAAGUGGACAUUAAAUUAUGAUAGAACAAAUGUUGCAGCAGUGGCAAGUGAAGUGUGAUUGCGUGUCAGGUUGUAGACUCCAGUACUAUGGACCACUGCUAUAGUUUCCUUUGUUGAAGGGGCGGUGGGGUAGCCUAAUGGUUAAAGCGUUGGCUCGUCACGCCGAAGACCCGGGUUCGAAUCCCAACAUGGGCACAAUGUGUGAAGCCCAUUUCUGGUGUCCCCGCCGUGAUGUUUCUGGAAUAUUGCUAAAAGCGGCGUAAAACCAAACUCAGUCACUCAGUCCUUUGUUGAAAGUGUAGGUGUAUUGCUGUGUACAGGUGUACUGAAAACAAAGAGAUAACCUUGACAAGUGGAUGUCAAAAAAGAACUAAAUAAGUUCAUUGGGAUUAACUUGACCAAAUGUGGGUAUAAAUCAGUUAUACCCACAUCUCCUGGGCAGAUAUAUCAUUGUCAGUACAGUUUGGGUUGACCAGCAUUGUAGGGAUUAUGACAAAUACUCCUGGGGAAGUGUUGUUAUUACUGUUACAUAUCCAUGACAGUUCUAACAGUUCUGGGUAGGUCUGGUUCUCUGUAUACGCAGGACCACAUCUUUUUUUAGCUGUUCUUAGCUUGACUUUCAGCAUGUGGGGGUAUUCUGUUGAGCAUCAUUGGUUGUACAUGUUGUAAAUAUGUCAUGACAUCUGUAAAUAGAGGACAUUCCAGCUUGCAUAAUCUUGUCCAUACUGUUUCACUUUCAAGUACUGCUUGAUUCUGUACAUUGGGAACUAAUUUAUAAUGCUUUUGCAUUCAUUAAAGAGUAAUACAAUGUCA